GUUUUCAUCUCUAGUGCCGCGUUGUUGCUCGAAUACCCCCUGGAAAGUGCUUAAUGAACAUUUUGAGGGAGGACUUGAAUAUGACGAGCUUUCAUCUUGCUGCGUCUCACCGUAUCUAAUGGUCAAAUGUGAAAUAGAAGACAGCCAAUCAAACAGCAUUAUCUACUUUCCCUGGUGCUUCGAACAUUAGAAAGUUACGAUCAGCUAUUAUGCUCUUAUAAAUGUACCAAAACCUAUAUCGGGAUGUCUCCUCCAUCACAUACAUUAGAGAAAUCAAAGGCAAAGAAAGGAACCGUCGCAAAGGCUGAUACUGAAAAGACCGCUGCUGUAGGUCGAUGCUUCAAAGGAUCGGAAAUCUUCCAUCGAAUGAACUUCCUGGCGCAGGUGCAACAUUUGGUCAGUAGCGAGAGUCCGAUGGCGAGCAAUCUUCACGCUUUCUACGGCUAUACUUUGCAACUUCUAUCUAGAAAGACUCAGAGCAAGCUACAUGCGUCUCUAAAACGAAUACUGUGCAAAAAGUGUUCAACACCACUUCGACCUGGCACUAAUUCAGUGAAAGUUAGGACGCGCGGUAAGAACGCCUGUAAGCGCACAAUAGUAACCUGUCGCAUUUGUGGGACGGUUAAGCGUUUCCCGAACACUGAGAGGAUCGACACUCCUGUCCGAUUUUCACCUAUUUCUACCAUUGUGUUGUCGGUCGUCGCAGCUACCUGAAGAGAACUGGCAUACGAGCGGUUGAUUUUUAUAUACUUCCAAAUUUUUUUAUUGGCGAUUUCCGUCGAUAGCUUGAACUUCGGUCAACACAUCAUGGAUAUUUCAUUCAAUAAAUGCCUGGCUUGUUCGGUCACGGAAAUAUAUAGUACCCAAACCACUCAUUUUUGCAAUAUGAAAGUUCUACAAGAAGACUCAUAACUGACCUAAUAGCUAUUCUUGAAACCCGUCCCGGAUUGAAGUCGUUUUUUUUUAAUUUGGAUCUACGAUUCAUGAACUUACUUCUUAUCUUCGACAAAUUCUCAGAGCUACGUCAUUGAAUUUGAUGUCUUGCAACUGUUAUAAGAGUAACCAGCAGCUUCAAUUGUGGGACGAGUUUUAUGCUUUGUUUCGGCCUGCUGGCUAUGUCUAUAAAGCUUCAACCAAAAUCGUUCUGGUAGAAAUCCUAAUCGUGUCACAGCGGUGUCAUCAGCACUACAAUCUAAUGAAGGCUGGCUUUUUUUUUUUGGAAUUGUCAUCGAGGCAGGUGGACCAGCUUUCCUGAAGGCAGACAACAGAUUGCAGGAAAUACUUACUAGCUCUGAUGAUUAAACAACCAAUACAUAAAUAAGACACAACUACUUUGGAAAUACAUAUUUCUUUUACAUUAGUACAAUGUUCGAAUCAAUAGCAGAGGUGAAUUAAAUUCAGUCGGACCUUAACAUCAUGCCUCAUGGAAAUGUUGACCAAGUCCUGGAUACCAUUGAGUUCUUGUACAAAGAAGAGAGUUAAGUUGUAUCACUAGCAAAUUUUCGAUUGCUUCUCGCUUUUCUAAGUUAGCAUACGUCAAAAGUAAAAAGACUCAACCUCAGAUUUGAUUUUUAUCCAUAGUGGACAACCAGUUGCAACAACUAACAAAAUGAAUUCUAUCUAGUAUUUAAGAAUGACGUUUCGAGAUCGACUUAGCAAUAACCUGCUCAGCCCGUAGCAGGACGCUCAUACAGGCUGACUAAUAUUGCUGAAAUUGCCCCUGGGUGAAAUAGCCCUUCUAUCCUAAUUAAAGCACCAUCUCGUUUCAGUCUACAUCAGCUGGCAUUGUUCAAUAUACGGACCACUAAAAUAUCAAUUUUCAGCUGCUUCAUUGUCUAAUAGUAGACGUUAUGGGCGAAGCUGUUCUGCUGUGUUCCCUUCG
Varroa destructor (honeybee mite) is the source of this 1882-nucleotide messenger RNA. RefSeq names its product ribonuclease P protein subunit Rpp21 (gene Rpp21). NCBI's taxonomy places the organism in Eukaryota, Metazoa, Arthropoda, Arachnida, Mesostigmata, Varroidae. Gene Ontology annotation, biological process: tRNA processing. The record is from RefSeq and is a predicted model, not a curated record. Gene Ontology annotation, cellular component: nucleolar ribonuclease P complex.